AUGCAUUUACUAAACGUUAUAUUAUCAAUUGUCAUAUACUCCACUGCAUGUUUAGCAAUUGGUUUCAAAGCUCGUAUUGAAAAUAUUCCAAAACAAAUCAUUGAACCCUAUCAUUCCAAUAAUAAAAUUGUUGUAAAUGGUUAUAAUUAUCCAGCUAGAAUAAAAGUCGAUUUAUAUAAUUUGGAUAAAGAUAGCAAUGAUUUCACAAGCUUACCCGCAUUGGUAGAUGAACACUAUUCAUUCAAGUAUGAUGGUUUAUCUGAUGGUGAAUAUGAAUUGGUUGUCAAUUCUUAUGAUUUUGCAUUAUAUAAUAACAGAUAUAGAAUUAUUGUGGAAAAUGAAAAGAUAUUGGCUUAUGAGGAUUAUUUGCAUUCAAAUUCCUACAAUGUAUCAUCUAAGGUUGAUGUCUCACAAACUCCAUUGGUUUUGAAAUAUAGAGAAACCAAGCAAUUUUAUGAAAAGGCAGGUGGAUCAAUAUUUGAUAUUGUAUUGAAUAGUCCACUUGGAUUCAUUUUUAAGAAUAGAACAUAUACUAUUAUAUUCACGGUUAUGGUGGCUGUUCUGGUAGCUCCAUAUAUUCUUCAAGUGGUUAAUCCUGAUUUUGCUGAUCAACUUAAAGAAAUGCAAGCUGAGGUUGCUAACGAACGGGUUGUGAAGUCAUCGUCCUUGUCUCCAACACCACCAUUAGCACAACCACCUGCAAGCAGAGGUGCCACCGCUUCUGGAAGUAGAGGAAAGGAAGGUAGUGCCAGAAAAAGGCGAUAA
This is a messenger RNA of Hemisphaericaspora subhashii, 765 nucleotides long. RefSeq lists its product as uncharacterized. Bases 1 to 765 code for a protein of 254 amino acids. The record is from RefSeq and is a predicted model, not a curated record. The transcript has a single exon. NCBI's taxonomy places the organism in Eukaryota, Fungi, Ascomycota, Pichiomycetes, Serinales, Debaryomycetaceae.